Molecule: messenger RNA, 714 nt
Organism: Drosophila kikkawai
Lineage: Eukaryota; Metazoa; Arthropoda; Insecta; Diptera; Drosophilidae
Source: RefSeq, a predicted model, not a curated record
CACAGCUGAUUUUCGCAAUUCAAAAUUCUGUUUACAAAUUGAAUUUCGAGGAAGUACACGCAAUCCAGUGAGCUUUGACUGAAUUAUCAGGCAAAAUCUUUCUAGUCAAAUACUCGGCCAUGGAAUCAAAAAAUUGCAAAUGGUUUGGACCAAACGAUGGCCACUGUCGCGAUGGCUCCUCGGUCGGCGCUCUGUUCCACAAUUUCAUCAACAAUAACGUUUCCACGCCCUUUGAAAUGGGCGAGCUUGUGGGCUACGUGUUACUGCUGGUUAUCUCUUGGUACGCGCUAAUCUUCGCCUUCAGGUUCCUGCUGUCGCUGGUGAAGCCCGUUCUCAUAGUGCUGGCCGCCCUGUUCCUGUUCCGAUUCCUGCGCACCUUCGGGGGCCCCGAAAUGACGGAUCUAUUCACCCAAAUUGCAAGUCUGAUUAUGAGUGGCGUGUCCAAAGCUGUGGAGCUGUUUAUGCUUCUAUUGCAAUGAGGCAGUGCUCAACAUUCCAUUGUUAUAAAACCCAUGUAAAUGGUACUUAUGUAUAUAGCUAAAUGCUACUUGGUAUACGACUCUAGAUUUUCGUAAGAUUACAAAUAUAUGUACACAUAGAUUUGCAGCUUGUGAAUGUAUAUAUAUAUCUAUGCAUGUUGAAAUGUUUUGGUUUCUAAUCAAAAACCUUUUUUUAUAUUAUAAUCAUUCAUAAUAAAGUUUGCUGAACAAUUUA